Molecule: messenger RNA, 276 nt
Organism: Trichomonas vaginalis G3
Lineage: Eukaryota; Parabasalia; Trichomonadida; Trichomonadidae
Exons: 1
Coding region: 1-276 (91 amino acids)
Source: RefSeq, a predicted model, not a curated record
AUGGAUAAGAAUUGGGAUAUAUUCAAAGACUUCAAGGGUCUAGCUAAGAAGCAAGGCAACUAUUUGAAGUUUAUAGGCGUUCUUCACGAAGACACUGACAAUCCUAAAGGUUUUUUAAUUCGAAAAUCAGGAACAAUCUUAGGAUUGCGUGAUGGGAAGAGAAGAAAGAAGAGAGACCUUUCCAUUCAUGAUGCUACGGGUCCUGAUCCAAGCGAUAUCGAAUUAAUUGAUUCUGAAUUUGAUUCAUUCGAAUUGGAUCAACUCGAAAUUUUUUAA